Xiphophorus couchianus (Monterrey platyfish) is the source of this 7260-nucleotide messenger RNA. Its product is annotated as trichohyalin. The transcript has 26 exons. Lineage: Eukaryota; Metazoa; Chordata; Actinopteri; Cyprinodontiformes; Poeciliidae. The coding region runs from base 16 to 7044 and encodes 2342 amino acids. The record is from RefSeq and is a predicted model, not a curated record.
AAUAUUUCAGUGUUUAUGUUUUUAGCAGUAAACCGUUAUGUUGUUACCGUUACUCCUCCGGUCAGGAGGCGUCGCUAUGGAAACUACGGGCGGUUGUUUAGCUUCGGUGUCCGGGUAAAAAGCAUGGAGUCAAAGCUGCUGAAUGGCUGGCAGCAGCAGAAGGUGGAGCUGGAGGUGGAGGUGUGUCGACUGCAGGAGGAUCUGGCGGAGAGCCGAGCUGAGAAGGAGGAGCUGGAGUCCAGGAGCAAAGCUCUGACGGACAGGCUUUGCCAGACUCUGAAUCCUUCGAUGUCCCUGCUUGAUGAGGAGCAGAGGAGGUGGAAAACGAAGCUGAAGGAGGGAAGGGAGAGGGAGGCCAGACAGGCGCUGCUGAUCCACCGUCUGCAGAACAAGGUGAUCGAGUACAGGGAACGGUGUCACCGUGUGGAUCAGCAGUUGCAGGAAAAUCACUCCAGGGUUCUGCUCUCUGAGCAGAGAAUCAGAGAUGAGCACAGCAAAUCCCUGGAGAACGCCCUCAUCAGUCUGGAGGAGGAACAGCAGAGGUCCACCAGUCUGGCUGAAACCAACGCUCUCCUUCGCCACCAGCUUAGCCAAUCAGAGCAGAUCAACCAGGAGCUGGCAGAAGACCUCAAGAAGCUGACUGCUGAUUGGACGAGAGCAGUGCAGGAGGCGCAGCAAAACGAGGCCGAUUGCCAGAAAGAAAAAGAGUGUCGAUUGGGUCACAUGGGUCAGCAGCAGGCCCGGCUGCUGUCACUCUGGAAGUCGGUGCUUGAUCUGAGGCGACACUGUCACACGCUGAGAACAGCUGCUGACAGGGAUCUGUGGCAGCUCAGGGCGGAGUUUUCCAGACUCUCCUCGUCUCUCCUCUGCAGCUGCGACUCCGUCUGCUCCUCACUGAGGCUCAGCUCCCCUCAGAUCAAACCUGCCUCCUCUGACCUUCCUCCUCCAUCAUACUCAUCUCCUCCUCUGUCCUCCACUCUCAUCCACCCUCCUCCAGACAUCUCAGGCUCUGCACUUUGUCCCCACUCCCCUUCCCCUCUGGGGAUAUUCACCUUAGGAGAGGAAGAGGAGGAGGAGGAGGAGGAGGAGAAACCACUGGAGUUGAAGCUCCAGCAUGAAGUGGAGGUGUUCCAGCUGGAGCAAAGGAUCGAGGAACUCAGUCGCUCCCUGCAGACGGCAGACAGAGCAAGGGAGGCGUCGGAGGCAGACGUGGAGCGGCUGAGGGAAUCGGACAGGACGCUGCAGUCGGUCGGUCAGGCUGUCAUCAGGAUGUUCCAGUCCCUGAGCAGGAUCAGCAACCAGACGCCGAGCGUCUCUACGGACAGCGUCCUCAGUCUGGAUAUGUCCUCCCUGCUGUCGGUUCUGUCUCAGACUGAGAGUAUGCUGCAGUGUAAACACGAGGAGCUGCAGGGGGCAGAGCUAAAUCUGCGGCGGUUCAGCGAAGAGCAAACGUCUCUGCAGCUCCGCCUGAAACAGCUGGAGGAAGAAAAAGAGCAGCUGGACGUGAAAACUGGGAACAUGCAGCAAGAACUGAUACACACACUGGACUCUCUGAGCAGGGAGAAAGACGCUUCCGCCUCCCUGCGUCUGCAGGUGGAGGAGCUGCGGAUGAGAGAGGAGGAGGUGAAGAGGGAGAUCGACAGACUGAAGAGAGAGAGAGACAGAAUGGAGGAAAGAACCCGACAGAUGGAGACAGAAAAAUACAAACGGGUGGAGGCGGAGCUUCUGGAGAAUGUCCAGCUGUCAGAGAGAGAAACUCAGCAGCGGAUUGAGAUCCACAGCCUGAAGGUGAUGCUGGAUAGGGAGCAGCUGGACAGGCAGAGAGCAGAAGAAGAAGGUGCUGAUGCCAGAGAAGCCUUACAGAAGUGCAGGGAGUCCUUGCUGCACCUCUCCUCCUCAGAGACGUUGCUGAAACGGGAGGUGCAGGAGGCGCGGGAUGCCCUGGAGAAAGUGUCGGCUCUGAACUCAUCUCUGGCCACAGACAAGCGAGAUCUGAACAUGCAGCUGCUGAAGCUGGAGACAGAGCUGUCAGACAGCCAGUCACAGCUGCAGACUCUGAGGUCAGAGGUCAGCGUUCUGCAGAGAGACAUUAAAAGUCUGAGGAGUGAGUGCAGCCUCCUGAGAGUUCAGUCGGAGACGCACGCUGAUGUCAUCCAUCAGCUGAAGGAGCGACGCUCACACCUGGAGAGAAACGUGGAGGAGAAGGAGAAGGAGCUGGCCUCCCUGGAGGAGGAGAAGAAGACCACAGAUCAGCAGCUGAACGAGUUAUCCUCCCAGCACACCCUGGUACGCGAGGUGCUAAACGAGGUACAGCAACAGCUGUGGAAGACGGAGGAGCAGCUGAAUCAGACGGAGAGACAGAAGGAGGAGCUGCAGAGAGAAAGCAAGAAGCUGCAGGAGGAACAGGAAGUUCAGAGGAGAUACAAGGAGCAGCUGGAAGAGGAGUUACAGGAGCUGAGGUCCGUGUCGGUGAACCUCCACCUGCAGCUCCGUCUGCAACAGCAGCAGCACUCCCAGUCUGAGGUGGACAGAUGUCAGCAGAACACACACAUCUGUACGCUGCAGCAGGCCAAAGUCAUCUUGCAGGGUGAGAUCGAGUGUCUGAGAGGAGAACUUCAGCGAGAGACGGCAAGAAGAGAAGAUGAGAGGGAGAAAAGGGAAAAAAUGCUGGAGGAAAAGAAGGAGUUGAAGGUAGAAAUGGAGAGGCUGACGGAGGAGGUGAAGGAGCUGCAGACCAGAAGGACGGAGGAAGACGCCAAGUGGAAGAAGGAAAAGGAGUCGUGGCAGAGAGAAAGAGAAGUUCUGAACAAAGAGCUCGGCAUGAGAGAUGGAGAGGUGGAGGCGCUGAGGAGGCGUACCGAGGGACUGAUGGAGGAGGUGGAGGAAAGGCAGAGAGAGGUGGAGAAACUGAGGGUGGAGGUGGCAAAGAGAGAGACUGAGAUCAGCUUUACGAUGGAGAGACUGCAGAGAGUAGAGGCAGAGAAGGAGAACCUGGAGGAGCAAGCAAAGAGGAAAGAGGUCAAUCUAGAAGAAAAGGAGGUGAAGAGAAGAGAGGAGGAGAACCAGAGGGAUUUAGAGACAGAGGCACUGUGCGAACGGAUCGAGAAGCUGGAAACGGAAAAGAAAACAAUGGAGGAAGAGCUCUGUCAGCUGAGGAGUGAGGAGGAGGAGAGGCGGAGAGAGAGAGUUGUAGCGGAUGAGGAAAUCAGCAGGCUGAGAAAAGAAAUCUCCUUUUUACAGGAGGAUGAGAGGAGACAGAGGGAGAAACAGCAGAAGGAGCUGGAGGAGCAGCUGAAAGAGAAAGUAGGGGAGGUGGAGCUCCUGAAAGUGAGGCUGAACGUGGCUCAGGAGGAGUAUGAAGAAAUGAAGGAGGAGGUGGAGAGGAGGGAGCGCGGCCUGGAGCGACAGAUCAGUGCUGUCAGGGACCGAGAGGAGGAGGUGGAGGAGCUGAAGGAGAGCCUGAGGCUGACUGAGGAGCAGAAGGAAGAAGUAGAACGGGAACGGCAGGCAGUCUGUCACAAACUAAAGCAGAAGGAGGCGCGGGAGGAGCAGCUGGAGGCUCUGCUGACAGACACUCAAGCGCUCCUCGAGAAGGAGAAACAAGAAAGAGGAGAAAAAGAGAAAACAAUAACCUCCUUGGGCAAGGAGCUGCAGGAGGCUCAGGCUGAGAGAGAGGGAGCAAAUAAGAGGGUCAGAGAGAAGGAGGAGGUCUGUGAGCAGCUUCAGGAGGAGGUCAGGAUGUGGGAGCAGACAGGAGAGCACAGUGAUAAGGAGGUGAAAAAGCUCCAUAAAAUCAAUAAGGAGCUACAAAAGACAGUGCAGAAACUAACGGUCAUGCUAGAGGAGAGAGAGGAGGAGUUGAAGGAGAAGGGAAAUAUGAGGGUGAAAGAGGAGAAAAAGCUCAACAAGGUCAUGAAAGAGCGACAAGAGGAGGUGCAACAGCUAAAGGCUGCUCUGGAGGAGAAGGAGGAGGAGGUUAGGGAGUGGAAGGAGAAGGCAGACCUGAGUGGGAAGGAGGAGAAAAAACUCACCAAGAUAGUUAAGGAGAGAGCAGAGGAGGUGAAGCAGCUAAGGGCCACACUGGAGGAGGUGAAGGAGCUGAAGGAGAGCCUGAGGCAGACUGAGAAGCAGAAGGAGGAAGAAGAAAGGGAGCGGCAGGCGGUCUGUCACAAACUGAAACAGAAGGAGGUGCAGGAGGAGCAGCUGGGGGCUCUGCUGAAAGAAACUCAGGCGCUCCUGGAGAAGGAGAAAGGAGAAAAAGAGAAAAUGAUCUCCUCCCACAGCAAGGAGCUGAAGGAGGCUCAGGCCGAGAAAGAGGGAGCGAAUGAGAAGGUCAGAGAGAAGGAGAAGGCCCGCGAGAGGCUGCAGGAGGAGCUGAGGAGGUGGCAGCAGACAGCAGAGCAAAGUGAUAAAGAGGUGAAAAAGCUCCAGAAGACCAUUAAGGAGCUACAAGAGGUGGUUCAGAAGCUGACAGUCACGCUAGAGGAGAGAGAGGAGGAGUGGAAGGAGAAGGCAGAGGUGAGCGCCAUGGAUGAGAGAAUGCUCCACAGGGUCAUCAAGGAGCAACAAGAGGAGGUGCAGCAGAUGAAGGCAGCGCUGGAGGAGAAGGAUGAGGAGGUGAGGGAGUGGAAGGAGAAGGCAGAUAUGAGUGUAAAGGAGGAGAAAAAAAUCAACAAAGUUGUUAAAGAUAGAGUAGAGGAGGUGAAGCAGCUGAGGGCAACACUGGAGGAGAAGGAAAAUGAGGUGAGAGAGGGGGAGAGGUGCAGAAGGAUUGAGGAGGAGAAGAGGAGGAGGACUGAGGAGAAGGUGAGGGAGGUGGAGCAGGAACUGGAAGCAAAGGAGAAGGAGGCAAAGGAGCAAGAAGGGAAGCUAAAAGAAAUGGAGGAACAGAGCAAUGUUCUGAGAAUGAAAGAGGAGAAACUGAAAAGACUGGAAGAGGAACUGAGGGAGGUAAAAGAGGAGCAAAAGGCACAACAGGAAGUUGAGGAAGAGCUUCAUCUGGAGGAGGAGAGGAGAAGAUCCAGACUGAGAGAGCUGGAGGAGGAGAAGGCAGGACUGCUGGUGGAGCUACAGAGUAAGGAGAUGGAGGUGACAGGUCUUACAGAGGAGUUGCAGAGGAAGACAGAGGAGCUAUCUGAGCUCAGAGAGGAGCAAAUAGAGAAGGAGGAGGAGCUGAGAUCAAGAGAGGAGGAGCUGAUAAGUAGCAAAAGGGAGGUGUCUGCACUGAGAGACGAGAUGAAUAAGGAGCAACGAGCAAAUCAGGAGAAAUUGAGGACGUUUGAGGAGGAGGUGACAGUUCUCAGAGAGAAAGUGAUUAAAGAAAGGAAGGAGAAGGAGGAGAAGCAGGAGAAGCUCCGAAAAUAUGAGAAGGAGGUGUCUGAACUCAAAGUGGAGCUUCUGAAGGAACUCCAGGAGGGGGAGAAAAUCCGAGAUGAACUGAUGAAGAGGAAGGAGGAGGUGGAGGAAGAGGUCAGGAGGACCAAGGAUGCAUUAAAAGUCAUCACUGAGGAGGUGAAAAAAGAGAAGGAGCAGAUGAAAGAGAAAUUAACAAGGACAGAGAUGGAGGUGGGGACUGUAAAGGAGGCCCACAGGAGGCGUGAAAAGGAGGUGUUGCUGCUCAAAGAGGAACUCCAGAAGCAGCAGAAGGUGAAGCUGGAGACUCAAGAGAAGCUGAAGGAAAGUAGAGAAGAUGUCUUGGAUCUUGAAGAGGAAGCAAAGAAGGAGCGCCAGAGGAGGGAGGAGGUGCAGGAGGAAUUGAGAGGUGUUCAGCAGAACAUGGAGGUGUUGGAGGAGAGCCUGAGCUCCCUGCGGAGUCAGGUGUGGAAUCUGAGCCUGAGCCAGGAACAAGCUCAAAAUGAGUUGAAGGAGAAGGAGGAGCAGAACCAGGAGUUGAAGGACGGCCUUAGGGUGGCCAUGAAGGAGAUGUCACAGCUGGAGGUUCUUCUGAAGGAGAGCCACGCUGAGGGGGAGCUUCUGAAGACCGCCUUGGUGGAGAAGAAGAAGGAGAUGGACAGAAUCAAAGAGGAGAGUCAAAAGUUGGCCAAUGAGGAGCUGGAUAAGCAAGGAGAGCUGGAGGAGCUGCGAGCCAGAGUUCAGAGCCUGAAGAGGAGAAAAAGUGAGAUGUUAGAGGAGCUGGACAACGCAGAGAAGAGGAGGAAGGAGGCUGAGAGGAAGUGGAAGAGUCAAGUGGAGCAGAUGGAGAAAGAGCAGGUGGUGAAGCUGAACACUCUCAGUACAGAAAUCCAGUUACUGCGGAGGAAACAGCAGGAGGUGGAAACAGAGUGGAGGUCCAGGGUAGAAGGGAAGGAGGUGGAGGUAGAGAAAGCGAGAAUGGAGGUGCAAGAGAGUCAAACCGAGCUGAACAAGUGCAAAACCUUAACAGAGGAGCAGAAGAAUCAGCUCUACAUACUGACUCAGAGCAACAAGCAGCUGGAGGCAGACAGGGACCGGGUCCGAAUGGCCCUGGAGCGGACAGAGUCAGCCAUGAUUGGCUACAGGGACAGAGCGCACCAACAGGAGCAGAACCCCGGGGCAGAACCUCGCUCAGAGGAGGGUGACAGACUGUUGAUCCUGCAGCGCCAGGUGGCUGAACUGGAGCUGAACCAAAAACGGAUGGACAAGAAGAAUUCCCGUCUGGAAAGCCAGAAGGACAAGCUGAAGAAAGACAGAAGUGUUCUCAAAGACACGUUGAAACAGGUGGAGGAGGAACGAUCGAGGCUCCAGCAGCAGCUUUCAGUCAGCUCCAGGUCUGAGGCGAGACAGUCAUCUGAGAACACCGUUGACGUAGAGCGCACCGUGAAGGAGCUGGAGGACCAGGUGAAUCGUCUCCGCGUCUCGCUGGCUGUGGAGCAGGAGCAGAAGGCGGAGUUUAUCGAGCAGUCGUCCAGAAAUAGCGAAUGGCUGCUCUCGAUGAGGCAGGGCCUGAACGAUUCGCUGGCUGCCGUCUCACGCCGUCCAAUCCCAGCAGUCCUGGAGUCUGAGACGCAGCGAUUGGACCGCAGCUUGAGGGAGGAGGACCUUAGGUUGUCUCUGAGUCAAUCAUAGCACACGACCAAAAGACUUCAUAUCCGAGCAGCUUAGAUUUCUGAUUGGACAGACUCUGCCUACAGUGAGUCUUUAUUUAACGCUGACCAAUCAGAUGAGACCAAAACAUUACAGCUAACGAACUGUCACCUGAAUACUUGUUGUUUUUUUAAAUUUUAUUUUAAAUGUUAUUUAUUUUUUGUAAGCAGCUAAUAAACCAAAGGUUUUAUAACUGAG